This is a messenger RNA of Melampsora larici-populina 98AG31, 687 nucleotides long. RefSeq lists its product as uncharacterized. NCBI's taxonomy places the organism in Eukaryota, Fungi, Basidiomycota, Pucciniomycetes, Pucciniales, Melampsoraceae. Bases 1 to 687 code for a protein of 228 amino acids. The record is from RefSeq and is a predicted model, not a curated record. The transcript is spliced from 3 exons.
AUGUCACUUUUUGCUUCGGAUAUGCCACAGUUCCAGAUGAAGAAAAGAAAAUUGAUGGAUCUUGAAGCCCAAGCGAUGCAAGAAGCCAAAACCAACAUCAAGAAUUACAAAUCACCCUAUAUUGACCCUGAAGUCAUCUUUCCAACCGCAGCUCAAACACACUCAAAAAUGAAAUUAACUCCCAAAAUAAUCUCAGCUGGGGAGCUUCGCCUGAUGUCAAAUAAUUUACAAAAAUUUCAAAGAGACCUUGAGCCCCUGACUCAUCUGAGUGAAAGACUUUUACUUUCAGGUAUUCUUCAACCCGGGGACAUCCAUUCAAUAAUUUCGAGAUUCAGUGGGGUCCAAUCCAAGCCAGGUCAAAGUAACUCAAGGUCAAAAAUGAAAUCCAACUUACCAUUGAAGAGCAAAACAGAAUUGAACUCCGGCUCUAUAGCAAAGCAACUUGAUCUGUAUUUCAAGCAAUCAAAGCUUGAUAAAAAGGUGGAGGACCGAGAGGAAUUCAUCAAAAUAUUGACAGUGUUCAUGGAACAUUAUGUAGCCUUCAAGGGCUGCAUUGAGAUUCUACUGAGGUCUGCAGAAAACAGGACUACCGACGAAGCCCAAGAUCACAAAGGGUGGUCUAGUGACACAUCAGAAAGUGAUUCCUCUGAGCAGAUUUACAAGAUGCUUGUCCCCAAUCUUAAAUAA